Messenger RNA from Panicum hallii, 1796 nucleotides. RefSeq names its product probable magnesium transporter NIPA3. The coding region runs from base 335 to 1405 and encodes 356 amino acids. NCBI's taxonomy places the organism in Eukaryota, Viridiplantae, Streptophyta, Magnoliopsida, Poales, Poaceae. Gene Ontology annotation, biological process: magnesium ion transport. Gene Ontology annotation, cellular component: membrane. The transcript has 9 exons. Gene Ontology annotation, molecular function: magnesium ion transmembrane transporter activity. The record is from RefSeq and is a predicted model, not a curated record.
GCUUUGUUUUUGUUCCGUUUCGUUUUCGUCUCGUCGACUCGUCGUCCGUCAUCGUCCACCCUGGCCUCCUUCGGUCCUCUCGGGCGCCUCGCCCCUCUCGUGCUCUGCCCAAUCAGCUCGUCCUCUCCCUCCCGAGAAACACCAAAAUCCCCCGCCAAGCAGCCCUACAGCCACAUUCCCGUGGGAUUAGGUGGUAGAGAAGCCGAAAACCGGAGUCAGAGGCACCAAUCAGGUGCCGCGUUGGUCCACCCGUCCCAAUCCCUGCCGGAAACCGGAAUCCGGCCGCUCGGCUCGUAAUUGCGGCGUCUAGAGGAGCGGCCGGCGGCGAGGAGGGAUGGGGGGAGGGGGGGAAGGGGCCUCCGGGCCGGAGCUGUCGACGGACAACGUGAAGGGGAUAGUCCUGGCGCUGCUCUCCAGCGGCUUCAUCGGCGCCAGCUUCAUCAUCAAGAAGAAGGGCCUCCGCCGGGCCGCCGUCGCCUCCGGUGUCCGCGCAGGUGUCGGCGGGUACUCGUAUCUCAUGGAGCCCCUGUGGUGGGUUGGCAUGAUCACUAUGAUCGUGGGAGAGGUUGCCAAUUUCGUGGCAUAUGCCUUCGCCCCUGCUGUGUUGGUUACUCCACUUGGAGCACUCAGCAUAAUUGUUAGUGCAGUGCUGGCUCAUUUCAUUCUUAAUGAGAGGUUGCAUGCCCUCGGGGUGCUCGGCUGCGUGAUGUGCAUAGCUGGGUCUGUGGUCAUUGUUAUCCAUGCUCCGCAGGAGCAGGAGAUUACAUCGGUUAGGGAAAUAUGGAACAUGGCAACACAACCUGCUUUCUUGUUAUAUGUUGCUUCAGUUAUUGUGAUUGUUUUUGUCCUGGUGUUCUAUUUCUCCCCUCUAUAUGGGCAGUCCAAUGUGUUGAUCUACACCGCCAUUUGCUCUUUAAUGGGUUCUCUUUCGGUCAUGAGUGUUAAAGCUCUUGGCACAUCGUUAAAGCUGACUUUCGAAGGGACAAACCAAUUAAUAUAUCCUGAGACUUGGUUCUUUAUGCUUGUUGUGGCUACUUGUGUGCUGACACAGAUGAAUUAUUUGAAUAAGGCACUUGACACAUUCAAUACAGCAAUUGUAUCUCCAAUAUAUUACGUGAUGUUCACAACUCUCACAAUACUUGCGAGCGUCAUAAUGUUCAAGGAUUGGUCUGGUCAAAGCCCUGGAAGCAUCAUUUCUGAAAUUUGUGGCCUGAUUGUGGUGUUGUCUGGUACCAUUUUGUUGCAUGUGACGAAGGAUUAUGAAAGGAUCCCACAAGCAAGAAGUGUUUAUGCACCAUUAUCUCCCUCCUUGACAACUAGAUUAAAUGGAGAAUUGUUGAAGCAUGUUGAGGAUGAGAGGACUAUGGACGAAGAAAAGGCCUUGAGAAGACAAGAGAUGUACUAGCAUCAGAAUCUCAAGGAAGGAUAACUAAUCCCGAUGGAUGCUCGAGCAGGGGGCUUGCGCAAUAGUGAUAACCUUCCCAUAACGAUUGUUGCUUCCUCCAUUAUGGUGUGCUGGUUUGUGUAUAUAAGCGGAUACCUGCAGCAAUUUGUGCAAAUCUAGAGAGGUGGAAGGCUGCAUAGUUCCAGGCUUCAAGCGAAUUAGAAUUAAGUCGGGUGUGUAGAUUCUUGUCAAGUUUCCUUCUCCCCCUUUGUAAUUUUCCCAGUUUUGUCCACGGCAUUUGUUCCUGUGUAGAGUUAGAACGAUGGGGGUGAGCCACGGAGAUUGUAUGCAACUGCACAUGCUGUACGUUAUUAUUGCCUUAGUGAAGUUCUUCCAAUUUGUGAAUGCUGUA